This is a messenger RNA of Penaeus monodon (black tiger shrimp), 402 nucleotides long. Its product is annotated as basic salivary proline-rich protein 1-like. The coding region runs from base 1 to 402 and encodes 133 amino acids. The transcript is spliced from 3 exons. Lineage: Eukaryota; Metazoa; Arthropoda; Malacostraca; Decapoda; Penaeidae. The record is from RefSeq and is a predicted model, not a curated record.
AUGAAUAACAAUGAACGUUUAGGAAAGUGCCCAAGGGGGCCGCCGCAGUCAGGGACAGAACCAUCUCCUCCAGGUGCCCAAGGGGGCCGUCAUCGGGGACAGAACCCUCGCCCCCAGGUCCCCAAGGGGGCCGUCAGCGGGGACAAAACCCUCGCCCCCGGGUGCCCAAGGGGGCCGUCAGUCGGGGACAAAACCUCCCCCCCAGGUGCCAAGGGGGCCGUAGUCAGGGACAGAACCCUCCCCCCCGGGUUGCCCAAGGGGGGCCGCAUCAGGGACAAAAACCCUCUUUCCCCGGUGCCCAAGGGGGGCCGUCAGUCAGGGACAAAACCCCUCUCCCCAGGUGCCCAAGGGGCCGCAGUCAGGGCAGAACCCUCCCCGGGGCCCCAAUGGGGCCGCCGAUAG